AUGGUGCGCCAGGUCUAUCGCAGUCGCGGUGAGGGUGGCUACGCGUUACGGCAGUGCGAGACCGCGCCACAGUUGAGCCAUAAUGCGAGCAUUGAAGCGCAGGAGCUCAAGGAGGCUCGCCUCAUGGACCUGCACGGUCGUAUGGUGGAGGUGUACCAGCGCGUGAACAACUGCUUCUCGUCGUCCUUCGCGCUGAACCACUGCGAGUCGCUGACGUUCGAUGUGGAGGAGUACCGCGCUCGCAGUGCGCACCUCAUGUCGCACCUGCCGUGCUUCGAGGAGAUGCAGGGCAUGAACCAGGUGGCGGGUCUGUGGAGCGACCUUUUCCAAACGGAGCUUUCGCUGUUGUCGAACGCUCUGCUCCUCGACAAGAACAUCGCAGUCGCGAAACGCAUGAAGCACCACUACCUGACCCGUGACCACCCGCCGCCGUCGGCAUCGCAGCGACUCCAGGCUUCGCCGGCCCUGAUGGAGGUGCAGGCAGCGGCGCUCGAGCACACGCCCGUGACCGAGGACUCCCCGGUGGAGCCCGCGUUGCUGUCUGUGGUGAACAACCUGGUGACCUUCAACGAGCGUCUGUGCAAGGACUGCGCGGAGGACCGCGCGUACUACGACAAGCUUCGCGACGGCCUGAUCCUCAUCCGGGAGGCGGACCUGUUGCGGCGGUCGCCGAUCGCCGUGCGUGACCGCAGCAAGGCGCUGCCGUUUCUUAAAAAGCUGUGCCAGUCGUUCGACACCGACCGGUGCACGUUGAACCUGUCGAUGCUGUUCUUCGACUUUUACCUGGACACGGUGCUGGCCCGCGACGACUUUCAGGACACCGACGACGACAGCAGGGUGCUGCGCAUCGCCACUGCGGCCUACCUGCUGGCCUGCGCGCUGCGCGAGCACUGGACCGACAUCUCCAGCGACUCUUAUCUGGAGCGCGCCGCCCACAUGGUGUCCGGCGCCUUCACCACGCAGGACAUCAUGGCGACUCAGCUGGACAUUUUGCAGAGCAUGCCGCGCGGCUUCACUAUGACCUACACGGCGAUGGAGUACGGCAUUUUCUUUUUGGCGAACAUCAGGGGGACGUACAAGGCGCCGCGCACCCGAGCGAACAAGCCCGGCAGCCCGCCCAGCAGCUCCCGGGCGUUCAACCCCAUGAUGAGGACCAGGAGCGGCAACGACGCCACCUCCGCGUACAUAAGGGACUACCGCCUGCGUCGUGCGCGUAACUCGCCGAACGACUCCGACGCCACCAUGCCGUCGGGGAGCUCCAGCGAGCGCGGCGACGGGCUCCGCCGGCCGUCAAUGGAAGGCUUAGGCGGCGCGUACGGCAUCAAUCGCAGCAGCAGCGCUUCGUUCCGCCAACACAUGGAUCGUAUGAGCUCCCUUCCCGUGGUUGAGGUGGAGCCCAGCGUGCCCCCCGCGCCGCAGGGCAUGGAGCGUUCCGUCGCGCUGCGGGACUACCUGCUGCUGGAGAUGGCGUUCCGCUACAUGGUGGAGAACGGCGGCUUCGUGUUCGUGUACCACUGCCUGAUAAAGUGGGACGACAUGUACAUCGCUCGCAACUGGAACCUCUUCAUCCCGCCCAGCCGCGUGGCUGCGGUGCUGAUUUUCCACUUUUUCGUUGAGUUCUGCGGCGUGGACUACCGUAAGGACGUGGUGUGGUGCCGGCGUUUCUGCUUCCGCGUGUUCCGGAUGCUGUACGACUGCGACGUGGCGCUGUGGUACCACAUGUUCCACGAGAGCAUCCGCAAGUGGACGAACAGCGUGUCGCAGUCGUCCACUCGCAUGGGCGAGAUGGCCCUUUUGUUCGAGCUGUCCGGCCAGAAGUUCCGCGCUGCUGAGGCGGCCCUGCACACCUUCUGGUCCAAGCUGCUGUUCCACUACGCGGAGCGCGGCGGCGAGCUGCCCGGCCUCGAGCACGUGUCGCUCAAGAACGCGUUUCCCGCCGUGUACCGUCUGGUAGCUCACCAGUGA
Molecule: messenger RNA, 1965 nt
Organism: Babesia bigemina
Lineage: Eukaryota; Apicomplexa; Aconoidasida; Piroplasmida; Babesiidae
Exons: 1
Coding region: 1-1965 (654 amino acids)
Source: RefSeq, a predicted model, not a curated record